AUGUUGAGGGACAAAAUCUGUUUUCAUUGUCGUGAUGUCUACUUCAGCAACAAUGGCGUUGCUCUCUAUCACCAAUGCGAUCGUCAUAUAUUCUACUGCGACAGCUUUGGGAGACCUGAGGUUGAUCAUCUGAACUCGAACCUCGCCUGUAGAAGGUGCAAAAACUCCUUUGAUCUCGAAUCUGAACCAGCCAUGCCGGGGUCGGUUGCUUAUGGCAGUGAUUCUUGGAAGAUGAAGAUCGGCAUUAAUGGGUUUGGGAGGAUGGGUAAAUCCGUGGCAAGGGCAAUCCUCCGGAGUAAGGAUGCUUUGCUCGAAGCAAGGAAGGUGAUUAUCACUUCACACAGUGAUAACAUGCCCAUGUAUGUUGUGGGUGUCAAUGAGGAAAACUAUGACCUAUUGUUUGAUGUUGUUGUCUCAACUACCAGUAGACUCACUAAUUGUAUUGCCCCAUUGGCAAAGGUAAUCAAUAGUGAGUUUGGCAUUAUGGAAGGUUUUAUAACUGUGCAUUCUGAUGGCUCCACCCACAAGACUGUAGAUGCCUGGACAGGUAGCAGAGCUACAUGCAGCAACAUUAUUUCCUGCACUAGUUCUCGAGAUGCUGAGGCUAUUGGUAGUAUGUUGCCUGCAUUGAAUGGGAAGUUUAUUGGGACAACCUCCCGUGCUCCUAUUGUAGAUGUGUCGGUGGUCGAUAUCAAAUUUUUUGUCAAGUCUUGUAUUUUUGACUCAAAGGCUAGCAUUGUUGUGAAUGAUAAGUUUGUAAAGCUUGUUGCAUGCUCACGCAUUUUGGACUUGAUGAGGCACAUGCAACACAUAGCUGUAUAG
This is a messenger RNA of Quercus lobata, 822 nucleotides long. Its product is annotated as glyceraldehyde-3-phosphate dehydrogenase, cytosolic-like. Gene Ontology annotation, molecular function: glyceraldehyde-3-phosphate dehydrogenase (NAD+) (phosphorylating) activity; NAD binding. The coding region runs from base 1 to 822 and encodes 273 amino acids. Gene Ontology annotation, biological process: glycolytic process. The record is from RefSeq and is a predicted model, not a curated record. NCBI's taxonomy places the organism in Eukaryota, Viridiplantae, Streptophyta, Magnoliopsida, Fagales, Fagaceae. Gene Ontology annotation, cellular component: cytosol. The transcript is spliced from 9 exons.